AUGCAAAACCAUUCCAACCUGACAGCAGCAGUGCUGCGGAACGGGGUGGUAGAGGUGACACUGUCCUUUGUGGUGACCACGCUGCCAUGCUGUCUGUUCCUCUUCAUCAACGUGACCAUGCUGUUCACUCUGAGGAGCAAAGCUGUGUUUAGGGAAACCUCUCGAUACAUUCUCCUGUUUAACCUUCUGUUUUCAGACACUGUGCAGCUUGCUCACAACCAGAUAAUGGUUCUGCUGUCGGCUGGGAAACCGGUGGGGUACCCGCUGUGCAUCGCUCUCACAGCUCUCAGCUUCUUCUCUCACAAUGCCUCCAUCCUCACACUGGUGCUGAUGUGUCUGGAGAGAUACAUCGCUGUGUGUCAUCCACUGAGGCACGCGGCCAUCGUCACCGUGAAGAGCACUGGGGAGGCGGUUUGUGGGCUCUGGACCUUCAGCCUUCUGAUUGUUCUGGUUGAGGUGGUUCUGAUGCUGAAUGUUCCCUUCAAGGACCUGCCAAACAAGCAGCUGAAAGAGUUCUGCGGGAGAGAGAACCUGUAUCCUGACCAAGUGGCUGAGAUGUACCACAAGGUCUUCACCUACUUUCUGUUCACAUAUGCAGGAGUCACAGUGACUUUCUCCUACAUCGGAAUCAUGCUGGCAGCGCGGUCAGCCUCCACCGACAGAGCUUCAGCCACGAAGGCGCGGAAGACGCUGCUGCUGCAUCUGGUUCAGCUGGGCCUCAGCAUGUCCGCCACUGUGCAGACUUCUUUACUUAUCCUCAUCAUCCAGAGCAUAGACAAGUCCUCCGCCACAGCUGUGCAGGUUUUCCUCUACAUUCUUCUUAGCCUUCUUCCCAAAUGUCUCAGCUCCCUCAUCUACGGGCUCAGGGAUCAGACCAUCAGACCCAUCCUCAUGCUGAACCUCAGCUGUAGGUGGAAGGGCCUCUCUUUGAGCGGCGUUACCCCAGUGAACGUUAAAAUCUGA
Oryzias melastigma (Indian medaka) is the source of this 963-nucleotide messenger RNA. Its product is annotated as odorant receptor 131-2-like. Gene Ontology annotation, molecular function: G protein-coupled receptor activity. Gene Ontology annotation, cellular component: membrane. Bases 1 to 963 code for a protein of 320 amino acids. The record is from RefSeq and is a predicted model, not a curated record. Lineage: Eukaryota; Metazoa; Chordata; Actinopteri; Beloniformes; Adrianichthyidae. The transcript has a single exon. Gene Ontology annotation, biological process: G protein-coupled receptor signaling pathway.